AUGGGAAGCACUUAAUCUGCUUAAGAUGCUGAUGCUAAUCCAAGAGAAAUAAGAAGAAGAGCAAGUAGAACUGAGAGAAACAAAUCUUUUUCGCAUCAGGCCGAUCGCAACAAAACACUAAUAACUGAUUCAAUCUUAAAAGAUAUUCUAACCAGCAUCAAAAAGCUUAUUAAUGACUAGCCAAUAAGCUUAAAUUACAUUAUUCAGGAUAUUGAGAGUAAGCUAAACGAAGAAUCAAUAAGAUCAAUUUUAGUCUCUCUUUUGAUGAAGUAGGGUCUCAAACAAUUUUAAUCUGAUCCUUCAUUAGACACUAAUAGUCAAAACGAGUCAAUUGUUUAAGAUGUAAUAUAAUAAACUAUGGUUGAUUUAUUCCUUAUGCCUUUCUUUGCGAGCUUUGAAAGUAAAUCUUCAAAUAUCAGAAGUUUGGACUCUCAAGAAGCUAAGCAACUUCUUUUAGAUUAAUUAAAAAAUGAUGUUUAAAAUUUUAAAAACUUUUGCUACGAAUUCUUCGCCAUUAUCAUAAAAAAAAUAAACCUAAAGAUAAAUAAAGAACUAAUAAAAUAAAUAAUUUAAGACACAAUAUUCAGACCAAGUUCUAUAGAUGACGACAUAAAGGCAUAACAAAGAGCUAAAUAAUUCAUACAUUAAUAUUAUUAGAGCUACGAACUAUAUUAUUCUUAUUAGGAAUAACAACUUGAGAAUUAUAUUCCAAUUCUUGAGCUCGCUGAAACUUAAAAGUUAGAGAGUUUUAAAUAAACUUUAGUCUAAAACAAAUUAUUCUCUGAGUGCUUAAAGAAAAUGAAAAAAAUAUUUUAAAAACCUCAAAGUAGUAACUUCAUGGCAAUCACAGAAUAAAUAUAUUCAAUCGCUUAAAAAUUUAACAAUUCAAUCUAUUAAAUUGACAAAAAUAUUUUUGGCGAUGGAGCAGAUUCAAGACAAAUUUUAAAUAUUAACUUUAUCAGUAUGUUUAAUACUCCUGGCUUUUACACUAGCUGCAUUUUUAUAUAAGAUAAUUACGAAAAUUUAAUUCAACCUCUUCACAGACAUUUAAUUACAACACUCUGCAUUUCUUUUGAGCACAUUCUUUAUUAUAUUCGUGAAUAAGCUGACAAUAAUUAAAUGAACAUGCAGACAUAAGCUUCUUUAGGAGAAAUAAAUCAAUGUUAAUCUAUUUACAAUGCUAAAUAAUUUACUAUAUCUUGA
Messenger RNA from Tetrahymena thermophila SB210, 1203 nucleotides. RefSeq lists its product as hypothetical. The record is from RefSeq and is a predicted model, not a curated record. NCBI's taxonomy places the organism in Eukaryota, Ciliophora, Oligohymenophorea, Hymenostomatida, Tetrahymenidae. The transcript has 4 exons.